AUGCCAGCAACUACGGUUACGAUGGAUGAGCUUCACAAUAGCAUGGAACGCUUCUGGGAGAUUGAAGAGGACAAUUCCACGCCCAACUAUUCUCCGGAUGAGACGAAAUGCGAGGAGCACUUUUUGAAAUGGACAUACCGAGACGAAACGGCUCGAUAUAUGGUUCGACUCCCCCGUACUGAUUCAGCGAUUAAAUUGUGCGAUAACGAGAAGACUGCUUUGCAUCGUUUCUAUCUUUUAGAAAAACGCCUGGCGCGUGACCCCAAAUUGGAUAAUCGCUACAAAGAAUUCAUGAAGGAGUAUAUCCAUUUAGGUCAUAUGACACCCAUUUCGGAGAGACAGAAAGGGACGAGUGGAUAUUAUUUGCCACACCAUCCAGUCGUUUGGGAGGACAGUGCGACGACCAAGGUGAGGGUCGUCUUUGAUGCGUCGUGUAAAAGCCAAAGCGGAAUCUCGUUGAAUGACACUCUUUUAGUCGGUCCAGUUAUCCAAGAAGACUUGCGUUCGAUUAUCGUAAGAUCGCGCAUGUACCCUAUUGUUCUCAUCGGCGAUAUUGAAACAAUGUAUCGUCAGGUACUGCUACAUCCACAAGAUCGACAUUUGCAAAGGAUUUUCUGGCGGUCGUCACCUGCUCAUCCUAUUCAGUCUUUUGAGCUCAACACAGUUACAUAUGGUACUGCCACCGCACCCUUUCUGGCAACUCGUACUCUUAGGCAGCUGGCUAUUGAUGAAGAGCAGCGGUACCCAUUGGCCGCAAAGGUGGCUUGUUUUGAUUUUUACAUGGAUGAUCUAUACUCUGGUGCAAACACGAUUGAGGAAGCACAGGAGUUGCGGCGCCAAAUGGAGGGAGGAUUUCCUUUAAGAAAAUGGGCGUCAAACAAGGUUGAAGUGUUGGAUGGUGUUCCUGAAGAAAACCGGGCGCUUCAGUCGACUAUUGACUUCGAUCGAAAUCAGUCAAUAAAAACUCUCGGAUUACAUUGGGAACCAGGAUCAGAUUGCCUGAAAUACGAUAUACAUGUUCCAUCCCUCGACGGCUGCGUUUUGACCAAGCGAUUGACUCUUUCUCUUAUCUCACGUCUCUUCGAUCCGCUUGGUCUCUUGGGACCAGUUGUAAUAAUCGCAAAAAUGUACAUGCAACCGUUAUGGUCGAUUAAGGAUAGCGACGGGAACUCUUGGCCGUGGGAUAAGGAAUUACCAUCUUCGUUGAAAAAUCAGUGGCAGGCUUAUCAUCAGCAGCUUCCACAUCUCAAUACUCUUCGAAUUGAACGUUUUGUAGGAUUGGAAAGGCAGAAACAUGUUGCUUUGCACUUUUUCUCUGAUGCUUCAGAAGGGGCGUAUGGAAGUUGCGUCUACGUACGAUCGAUUGACGAAUCCCGCGGCUCGAACUAUGCGCUGCUCUUUUGUCUGCAGAGUUAUACGAAAAGGUUGCUAGUUCAAUUAAGGUAUCGGCUCCAGCAACAUUUUGGACUGAUUCCACCACCGUGA
Messenger RNA from Topomyia yanbarensis, 1485 nucleotides. RefSeq lists its product as uncharacterized. The record is from RefSeq and is a predicted model, not a curated record. Bases 1 to 1485 code for a protein of 494 amino acids. Lineage: Eukaryota; Metazoa; Arthropoda; Insecta; Diptera; Culicidae. The transcript has a single exon.